CCCUUCCUUUCUUUCCCGGCCCAGAAAGGCAGGUGUUCGCGGUGCGCCCCGGGUCAUUUCAGACCAGUCCAUAUAAGGGCCGGCAGCCGGCCCCGUCUCAUCAUUUAUCCUGGGGAAGCGGAGCUCGCUAGUGCUGCUUCAUCUUCUCUGCUGUCGCUUUGUUGCCACCAUCGCCAUCACCAUGAGCCCCUCGACGUCCCUGCUGCUGCUGCUGCUGGCCUCCUGCGUCCUGGCCAUGCCCACCGACCACCUCGAGGCCUCCGGACUGGGUCCUGUCGAAGCUGAAGGAGAUGAGACCGUCGUGGUGGAAGCCGGUGAUGCCAACAUGGCCACAGGAGAUGCCGCCUUUGCCAGCAACUUUGGAUCAGAUGAUAAAGGAGGCGUCAGUACGUCAUUUAGCGUGACAGCCUCGGGCUCCAGCGCCGGUAGCUCGUUCAGUGCCAACGCAGCUACAUCCGGUGUCGUACAGACAGACGGCCAGGCUUUCGUUGUGGACGGCGUCAGUGCGGAGUCAGCACAGAUUGCCAACCCGGCAUCGUUUGUUUAGAGAGCUCGAAACUGCUCAGGCGAGCUCGUCUUUCUGGAACUUUUCCUGUGGACUGUUUGUCAGUGAUGUCUCUUGAAAUACAUACACGUCGAAAGGGA
This is a messenger RNA of Amphibalanus amphitrite, 645 nucleotides long. RefSeq lists its product as uncharacterized. NCBI's taxonomy places the organism in Eukaryota, Metazoa, Arthropoda, Thecostraca, Balanomorpha, Balanidae. The record is from RefSeq and is a predicted model, not a curated record. Bases 182 to 547 code for a protein of 121 amino acids. The transcript has 3 exons.